Molecule: messenger RNA, 2938 nt
Organism: Ananas comosus (pineapple)
Lineage: Eukaryota; Viridiplantae; Streptophyta; Magnoliopsida; Poales; Bromeliaceae
Biological process (GO): mRNA processing
Source: RefSeq, a predicted model, not a curated record
CCUCCUCCUCCUCGUCGUCGUCAUUCCCCCUCUGCCUCCUCCCCCUAUCGUCGUCCCAACCACCAACCCCAACCCCAAAACCAAAACCAACCCCAACCCGAUCGUCGCGGAGAGGACGGCGACCCCUUCGACCCCUCGUCCCUCCUGAAGGACGACCCCAUCUCCCUCGUCUCCUCCCUCUGGAUCUCCUCCUUCCGCAGCAGCAGCAGCAGCCCAAGCAGCAGCAGCCCAAGCAGCAGCAGCCCAAGCAGUCUCCUCCGGCGCCUGGAGCUCUGGGUGCUGGCCUACCAGAAGGCGUACGCGGAUGAGACGGGGUCGUACCUCCCCCGGUCCUCCCUCCCCCGCCGGCCCGUCGAACUCCUCCUGGCUCCCUCCGCGAACGCCGUCCUCUCCGGGCUUCCGCUGGGGCCGACGCGCUCCGCCCCUUUGGUCCCCUCCCCGCGCAGCCUCGCGCCCGACCACUCGCCCCUCUCGAAGCGCAAGCUCCGCGCCCUUCCUCUCCUCCCCGGCCCCCUCCGCUUCCAGGACCGCUCGUCCAGGAGUUCCUCCUCCCUCCUCGAGCCCCUCCAUCGAGCCCAGCUCGUCCCCGGCCUCCUUCGCCUUCCCCCACGCCGCUCCCCCCACACCCUCCUCCGCACCGUCGCCGCCGCUCCUUCGGGCCGGCUCCUCUGGUACAUCAAGGGCGACCUCUCCCCGCUCCUCGCCGACUGCCCCCGCCCCGCCCUCGUCCUCAACGCCCUCCUCCGCCACCUCCGCGACAAGCCCCUCGUCGACCUCGUCCGCUCCGCCCUCCUCACCCCCGUCCUCCUCUCCGACCACAACACCACCCAGAAGAAGAAGACGACGAAGACGACCAAGCGCAAGUACCAGAAGAAGCGCGUGCUCGCCGACGACGAGCCCAAGCCCGACCCCUACUGGCUCGAGGCCUUCUUCGGCUUCGCCCCCGAGGAGGCCGCGAAGCUGCCCGACUGGGGCCACUGCGGCGUGCUCUCCCCGCUGCUCGCCAACCUCUGCCUCGACGAGCUCGACAAGUGGAUGGAGGAGCGGAUCGCCGAGUUCUACCGCCCCUCCAGCUCCGACGCCGCCGUCGGCCCCGGGGACGGCCGGCAGGGGAACACCUCCUGGCCCGAGUUCGUGCCCACCAGCGGGCCCGACAAGACCCGCAAGAUGGACUACGUCCGCUACGGCGGCCACUUCCUCAUCGGCGUGCGCGGCCCCCGCGCCGACGCCGCCGUGCUCAGGAAGCAGCUCAUCGAGUUCUGCGACCAGCGCUUCCAGAUCAAGCUCGACAACGACAGCCUCCCGAUCGAGCACAUCACCAAGGGGAUCAUGUUCCUCGACCACGUGCUCUGCCGCCGCGUGGUCUACCCCACGCUCCGCUACACGGCAACGGGCGGCAAGAUCAUCAGCGAGAAAGGGGUCGGGACGCUCUUGUCGGUGACCGCGAGCUUAAAGCAGUGCAUCAAACAGUUCAGAAAGCUUCAGUUUUUGAAGGGGGAUCGCGACCCGGACCCGCAGCCUUGCUUCCGGAUGUUCCACGCCACGCAGGCCCACACCAACGCGCAGAUGAAUAAGUUCCUGCAGGUCAUGGCGGAAUGGUAUCGGUACGCCGACAACCGCAAGAAGGUCGUCAACUUCUGUUCGUAUAUCAUUAGGGGCUCCUUGGCCAAGCUUUAUGCGGCCAAGUAUAAGCUGCGAUCCAGGGCUAAGGUUUACAAGAUCGCAUCGAGGAAUCUCAGCCGGCCGCUGAAGGAUAAGAAGGGACAGUCGCCGGAAUACCACAAUUUGUUAAGGAUGGGGCUCGUGGAUUCGAUCGACGGGCUUCAGUAUACCCGGAUGUCUCUGGUGCCCGAGACUGAUUAUACGCCGUUCCCGAACGGGUGGAGGCCCGAUCAUGAGAAUGUUCUGAUGGAGUACGUAAAGCUCACGGACCCACAGACCCUGGAGGAGCAGCGGAGAUGUCUCAGGGAGCAAGGGCUUGUAACUCCCCAAGACUAUAUUUCAAUGCUGGUAUGGAACUAUAAGAAAAAUGCGGGUUUGUUGCCUCCUUUGGGCGAGAGUGAUGCCCGGAGAGCCAAAGAAGAGUUGCUGGGGUCGAGUACAGGUGAAAUAAGGGAUGAUGAUAACAGAGAAGACCGUGAGGAGAAUGUAAGGUUUCUAGAGGCUGCACAGAUGUGAGAGAUGCUUGCUGCUCCUUCUAGACACCUUACAUUUAUUAUUUAUGAAUAAGAUUAUAGAAACAUAGUGCGGCUAUACAAUUAUCUGCCCACGAAUGACCAGUUCGCAGGGUAGCUUGUAAAUUACAUGAGAUUGUUUGCAAGAAUUUUGCGAGGAAAUUUAUAGGCAUUUAAUAACUCAGCAGCCCUCUGUUUUUGGAAAAGCCAACUUCUUUACCGGAUUUUGAGAGCUGGUUGGCAAGUUCGUAAGGAUAUCACUUAAAAAGUUCACUUCUUGCCGGAAAUUAGCGUGCGUGCAAGACCAGGGAGAAUCAGAAGCAAGAAAAGAACCAAUUAGACUGGGAUUUGAUAAUCUGGCGUUUGGCAUUUCGUUGAUGUGCCCAUAUGUGCUGUUCCGAUUAUGCCUCAUCUACCAAAUGUUACUCUGUGGGUCAUAACGAGGACAGAGACUAUACCGCGGCAUGUGAUUGCUUAGAUUUUUCUGGUAUUCCUAAUGGAAUUGUGAUUUGCUACUUGUCCAGUGUUCAAAAAGAUCUGAAGAGAUUCCAGUUUCCUAAAUUUUGAGAAUGAGUAGUAUCUGCAAGUAAUAAUGCAUAGUGCCACAAAACUCAAGCAUCCGUUCCGCCAUUUUCAUGCCAUGUAUAAGAUUGUGCGUCUUCACUACCAUUCCUAACUCCUAAGCAUGGAGUAAAUUUUUGAUUGGAAAUGUUGUUUUAUACCUUGUUUAUAGCCCGUGAGUGCUUCCACUGAUUCAGUAUUUA